This is a messenger RNA of Paramecium pentaurelia, 1821 nucleotides long. The record is from the annotation of a GenBank genome assembly. NCBI's taxonomy places the organism in Eukaryota, Ciliophora, Oligohymenophorea, Peniculida, Parameciidae.
AUGGAUCAUCAAUUUCCAAGAAAAUAAUUAGCAAUAUCAAAUUCAACCAAAGAUAAGGUAGAGGCAUGCAAAAGAUAUAUAGAAAGAAAAUAUACAGAUUUAUUGUAAGCAGAGAUGGAGAGAAGGGAGGAUUGGGCCAAAUUGUGGGUUAAAAUGAAAGAUAUGUAAUUGAAGGGUAAUUUAUAUAUAUAGAUAAAUUUAAUUUUAGUUUAGGAUUAAGAAUAUUAUAAAUAGUUGGUUUUAAAGAAGGAAGCUGAAUUGAUGAGAAAAAAGUAAAUAAUAAUUUUGAAUAUCUAAUCAUUAGAAGAUAGAAGUUUUGUACAGAUGAUUUUGAGCCAAUAGCAAUAAUAGGAAGAGGAGCUUUUGGAGAAGUUAGAGUUUGUAGAAUUAAAAAGACUAAAGAGAUUGUUGCAGUGAAAAAAAUGAAGAAAUGUGAAAUGUUAGCUAAAAAUCAAUUAGCACACAUUAGAGCAGAAAGAGACAUUUUAAGUUAAGAGAACCCUUGGGUUGUAGAUUUAAAAUGCAGUUUUUAAGUAUAGAAUUUUUAUAAUAUUGAGGAUGACAAAUAUCUGUAUUUAGUGAUGGAAUAUAUGGCAGGUGGAGAUCUAAUGACAUUAUUAAUGAAAAAAGAUAUAUUAACUGAAGAUGAAGCCAAGUUUUAUAUUGCAGAAUUAGUUUUAGCCGUUGAUUCAAUCCAUAAAAUUAAUUAUAUUCAUAGAGAUCUCAAACCAGAUAAUAUUUUGAUUGAUCGAAAAGGACAUCUAAAAUUAUCUGACUUUGGUUUAUGCAAGUAUUCUAUAAUAUUUAAUUUAUCUAAGAUAUUCAGAAAUUAAACCAAAACUUGAAUUAGGCAGGAAAAUUUAAAAUUAAAAUCCAGCUCCUACUGUUCCAACACUUAGUAAAAUGUAAAAGAGAAGACAAUUAGCUUUAUCAACAGUUGGUACUCCUGAUUAUAUUGCUCCAGAAGUAUUUACAUAAAAAGGAUAUACUGAAACAGUUGAUUGGUGGAGUGUGGGAGUUAUGUUGUAUGAAAUGGUUGUUGGAUAUCCUCCAUUCUUUUCGGAUGAUCCUUAAACAACUUGUUAAAAUAUUUUACAUUGGCAAUCAACAUUUCAAAUUCCAUAAGAUAUUAGUUUAUCACCUUAAUGCAUUGAUUUGAUUCGUAGAUUAGUGGCUGAUCAUACUGAAAGAUUAGGUAUAAAUGGAGUAAGUGAAAUUAAAAUUCAUCCAUUUUUUUAAGGUGUAGAUUGGAAAAAAAUAAGAGAUAAAAUUACUCCUUAUUAACCUUAAGUAAAUCAUGAAAUAGAUACUUAAAAUUUUGAAUAAUUUGAAGAAGAAGAACCUUGGAAUUGGAAUUCUAGUAGAAGAGUUAAAAAAGAUCAUUUUUAAGGAUAUUCAUUUAAUAGAUAAGCAUAAAAAGAAUAAAGUCCAGUAAGAGUUGCUUUAGAAAAUAUAGAAAAAGUAGAAUUUCCUAAGAGAUAAUAAACAAUAUAAUAACCACAGAGUUAAAUUCAAUAACCUGGUAGUCCAUCUCAUAGAAAAGUAAUAGCUAAACCAAUUGCUUAUGCUUAUAAUAAAUCUGCCAGAUCUAAUUCACCUGUUAAUAAAAAUCAAUAAUAAAACUCUCUGAAAACUAUUCCAUAAUAAUAAACCUUACUGAAUAUUUUAUCUUAAUAUAAAAGAAAUUCUAAUAAUAAUAAUAACAACUCAAAUAAUACUUCCACAUUAAAUUAUUCAAGUUCAAGAUUACCAAAUCUCAAAAGUGUUCGAGAACAAAGUCCAAAAUCACCAAGAAAUGCAUAAAAAUAUUAUUAUUAAUGA